AUGCACGAUGCCAUGGCCGUCGUUCGCUCCAGGCGCAAGGCGCAGGAGCAAGCGGCGCGAGAGGAGGAACUGAACCGGCGCGAACAGGAAUUGGCAGCACGCGAACGAUCACUACAGCACCAACAGCAGCAGCAGCAGCAGCAGCAGCCCCCACUUGAUGCUGCGUUCUACUUGGCUGCUGCUUCCCAGCCCUCCGACAGUGCGAGGACGCCUGCAGCCGUGCGUCAGCGGCAGCAGCGGGUGCACGCGGCGCUGCGGAGAGGGCGCUCCCAACACGUGCCGAUUGACCAGCUCAUUUCGCCCCCGAGCGACUUCAGACACAUCACGCACGUCAGCGCGGAUGAGUUGGCGCGACAAAUGGUUUCGUCGCCGUCAUCGUCGGACCAGCACUUGAAAGUGGCCGAAACUGGUUUCCUUCGCAUCCUCUCAGCGUCUGCAUUUUCUGCGCGUGGUGACGGUGCGACAACACCGCGGCGGUUUGGGGCGGCGCAGCAGCAGCUCUCCUCCGCGGCAACGAAGGCUGCAACACCAUCGUCAUCGUCAGCUGCAGCAACAACGCCAACAACACCGGGCAGUGGCGGGAACGGUCACAGAGGUUCGUCCACGUCGCUGUUCAACCCGUUUCGCCGCGGCCACGCCCGCAGCAAAUCGGACGUUUCAUCCGAGCACCAGAAGCAGCAGCACCAACAGUCGCCCGAUGUUGCGCCCGAUACGCCUCGCCGCCGCCGCCGGUUGCUGUCCUUCUUCAGGCGCGGAAGCGACGGGGCAGGCGGACCGGACAUCCACAUCCAUCCACCAAAGGAGCAGGACCACCAGCACGGUGACGACGAUGACGACGAUGAAGAUGGUGAUGAGAGCAAGCACCACCACCGCCGGCACCACUACCUGCGCCGCCGCCGCCACCACCACCACACGCCGAGCAAAUCACCGGGCGGGAUUGAGCGGGCGGAGACAGCUCCCGCUAAUGUGUUUGAUUCGCAGCAGAGCCACAACGACGAUGGUGACGGUGACGAUGACGAUGAGGGUGGCAGUGGCGAUGAUGGUGGUGCCGAGAGUGGUUCCACGGAUGGGCAGAGAUCAAAGAAGGACAGGGGCUCCAAGAAGAAGAAGAAGAAACAGAAGAAACAGAAGAAAGAACACCGACACAGCAAGCGGGAGGAGAAGAAGAGCAAGAAGAGCAAAGGGUCUCACAGUGAUGAUCAGCACCAGCAUGUGGACGGCGCACCUUCCGCCACUGGCAAUGGUGACGGUGAUGGUGAUGGUGAUGACGAUGACGAUGCUGCUGUUGUUGAUGAUGGUAAGGAGCGACGAAAGUCGCAACUUCAACGGCAGCGCCGCCUGCCAACGAGCACCACCGAUGAAGGUGAUGGUAGUGAUGGUGGCGCGAUGAAUGCUGUCAAACACAAUGUGGUGUUCUUCGCUGGGCAGGGGACGUCGCCGGGCAAGCGCCCAUCUAUUGAGCGUCGACACUCCACAUGA
Molecule: messenger RNA, 1479 nt
Organism: Salpingoeca rosetta
Lineage: Eukaryota; Choanoflagellata; Craspedida; Salpingoecidae
Exons: 5
Coding region: 1-1479 (492 amino acids)
Source: RefSeq, a predicted model, not a curated record